This is a messenger RNA of Salvia miltiorrhiza (redroot sage), 2185 nucleotides long. Its product is annotated as MACPF domain-containing protein CAD1-like. Bases 282 to 1982 code for a protein of 566 amino acids. Lineage: Eukaryota; Viridiplantae; Streptophyta; Magnoliopsida; Lamiales; Lamiaceae. Gene Ontology annotation, biological process: plant-type hypersensitive response; regulation of salicylic acid mediated signaling pathway. The transcript is spliced from 6 exons. Gene Ontology annotation, cellular component: plasma membrane. The record is from RefSeq and is a predicted model, not a curated record.
GAAGGAAUCGAAAUGAAAAAGAAAAGAAAAGAAUCGAAGUAAGGUUUAUCCAUGCAAAAGGACAACGCGUUUCUUGCCAUUAUUACAGUCAAACUUUGCUCACUUUGAAUCGCAAUUUGAAGCAACAAAACACAACACAGCAUCGUUAUUUGUUAAUUCCAAAGUCCAACCUUUGACUCCACCAACACCGUCACCGCCAUCGCCCUCUUUCUAUCAACAAAAAUCUCCGCCCCUUUUUCUUCUUUUUUCUGCAAAUGAAGAAAUCUUGAAUACUAAUUCCCAUGGCUUCACCUCCGACCAAGAACCUCGGCAGCAACGCCGCUGCCUCGAAUAAUGCGCUAAUCGCCACCCUCGGCAACUCAAUCCAAGCUCUGGGACGCGGCUUUGACGUCACCUCUGACAUCAGGUUGCUCUACUGCAAGGGCGGACCGGCCUCUCGCUUGGUGCAUAUCGACGACGACCACACAAGGAAUCUUCAAAUCUCCCAAUCUUGCGUGAUCCCCGAUGUUUCCGUUGACAUUGAAUGUAGCAGUGGUCGGACUGAUAAUAAGAAGACCCCUGUUUGGAGCUUCCACGAGAUGGCAGGAUUCUUCAAUGAAUGUUCAGGUUUACCUGGUCAGAUACCACUUGGAUGCUUCAAUGCCAUGUUUAAUUUCAGCGGCUCUUGGCAACUUGAUGCAGCAGCUACAAAGUCACUUGCAAUGGUUGGAUGUACCAUCCCGUUAUUUAAUAUCAAACUAGUGAAAGACGAUUUAAGUUUGCGUAAUGAAAUCAAACGUGCAGUUCCAUAUUCUUGGGAUCCUGCAUCCUUGGCAAGCUUUAUAGAGAAUUACGGAACCCACAUUGUUACCUCUGUAACAAUUGGUGGAAGGGAUUUUGUCUAUGUUAGACAGCACCAAUCGUCACCUUUAUCCUUGUCAGAUAUUGAGAACUACGUGAAAGAUAUUGGAGAUCAGAGGUUCUCAGAUUCAAAGGUCAAUACAAAUGCUGGCACUUUAAAAUACAAGGACAAGGAUGUUACGGUUAUUUUCAGAAGGAGAGGGGGAGACGACCUUGAACAGAGCUACUCUAAAUGGGCAAGGACCGUUGAAGGAGCUCCUGAUGUGAUCAAUAUGACAUUUAUGCCCAUCGUUUCUUUGCUUGAAGGAGUGGCUGGGAUAAAACACUUGGCUCGUGCUAUUGAGUUAUACUUGGAGUACAAGCCACCUAUUGAGGAUCUUCAGUAUUUCUUGGAUUUCCAAAUUUCUCGGGUGUGGGCUCCUGAGCAGAACAAUUUGCAAAGAAAAGAGCCUGUUUGUCCUUAUCUUCAAUUCAGUUUAAUGGGUCCUAAGCUUUAUAUAAGCCCAGAUCAGGUCACAGUCGGACGUAAGCCUGUCACGGGGCUCAAACUCAGCCUCGAAGGAGGCAAGCAAAAUCGUCUUGCCAUUAACUUGCAGCAUCUAGUUUCGCUCCCAAAGAUUCUUCAGCCCCACUGGGACACGCACAUCCCAAUAGGUGCACCCAAGUGGCAAGGGCCUGAAGAGCAGGACAGCCGAUGGUUCGAACCUAUCAAGUGGAAAAACUUCUCCCACGUGAGCACUGCACCGAUAGAAUACACAGACACGUGCAUUGGCGAUCUCUCUGGUGUUCACAUCGUGACUGGGGCACAACUUGGCGUGUGGGAUUUUGGUGCCAAAAGCGUCUUGCACCUGAAACUGCUCUUCUCCAAAGUCCCCGGGUGCACAAUAAGGCGAUCAGUCUGGGAUCAUAGCCCCUCAAAUCUGUCAGCUGCACAGAAACCUGAUGGUUCAUCGUCUUCAUUGUCACACGAGAGGGGUGAUGGCUCCGGCCAAGUUGGAAAACUGGCGAAAAUAGUGGACAUGACAGAAAUGUCCAAGGGCCCGCAAGAUAUGCCCGGUCACUGGUUGGUCACAGGAGCCAAGCUCGGAGUCGACAAAGGGAGAAUCGUUUUACGUGUGAAGUACUCCCUUUUGAACUACUGAUAGCUGUUUCUUCCCUUAGGAAUUCAUCUUCACAGUCUAGCAAGAUUUCAGCAUUUUUUGCACAGGCGACCCUAUUUUGCCUAUUCUUCUGUAUAUCUAUUGAUAUAAUUAUUUGUUGUGCUUGAGCAUUUUUGGAUUGACUUGAUGAUUUUGUUACUUAUUGAGUUACUGCACAAUAAAGAAGUUAUUUUUUUGGUUUCUUA